This is a messenger RNA of Phragmites australis (common reed), 2516 nucleotides long. Its product is annotated as syn-copalyl diphosphate synthase, chloroplastic-like. Gene Ontology annotation, biological process: gibberellin biosynthetic process. Lineage: Eukaryota; Viridiplantae; Streptophyta; Magnoliopsida; Poales; Poaceae. The record is from RefSeq and is a predicted model, not a curated record. The transcript has 14 exons. Gene Ontology annotation, cellular component: chloroplast. Gene Ontology annotation, molecular function: terpene synthase activity; magnesium ion binding. Bases 72 to 2336 code for a protein of 754 amino acids.
AAUAUCUAAUAGGUCUACAAGAGUGAUUAAGAGAGAGGGAGAGAGUGAAAUAUAGAGAGAGAGCACGGAGGAUGCCGGCGUUUACUGCAGCACUCCUGCACGUUCCCUUGCUCGGCCAGCCGACGGCCGGCGCCCAGCCAUGGCGACGACCUUUCCUACACCUACACGCUCGCCGUAGACCAUGUGGGCCCAUGCUAAUAAGCAAAUCCCCGUACCCGGAGUCAGGAGAAGCACACGAACGGGCAGUUGAUGGACGUCGUGGACACACGGAUGAACCAAGCGAGACGACAAGCAUGAUCGAUGCCAUCAGAGCAGCAUUGAGGUCAAUCGGAGAGGGUGAGAUUAGUAUUUCAGCCUAUGACACGGCAUUGGUCGCCCUUCUCAAGAACCUAGAUGGGGGUGAUGGGCCGCAGUUCCCAUCGAGCAUCGACUGGAUCAUCCAGAACCAACUACCAGAUGGUUCAUGGGGUGAUGAUGCCUUCUUCAUGUUCAGAGACCGCAUCAUCAGCACCCUAGCAUGUAUUGUGGCGUUGACGUCUUGGAACAUCCACACCGACAAAUGCGAGAGAGGUUUGUUGUUUAUCCGAGAAAAUAUGUGGAGGUUGGCCGAUGAGGAAGAGGAUUGGAUGUUAGUCGGAUUCGAGAUUGCCUUCCCCUCACUCCUAGACAUGGCCAAGGACCUGGAUCUGGACAUCCCUUAUGAUGAGCCAGCCUUGAAAGCGAUAUAUGCCCAGAGAAACAGAAAGCUCGCUAAGAUUCCGAGAGAUGUACUACACGCUAUGCCAACGACUCUACUUCACAGCAUAGAGGGAAUGGUAGACUUGGACUGGGAAAAGCUCCUUAAGCUCCGGUGUCUCGAUGGGUCCUUUCAUUGCUCACCUGCUGCGACAGCUACUGCUCUCAAACAAACAGGAGACAAGAAAUGCUUCGAGUACCUUGAUGGAAUCAUCCAAAAGUUCAAUGGCGGAGUGCCCUGUAUCUACCCUCUGGAUGUGUACGAACGCUUAUGGGCGGUCGAUCGGUUGACGAGGUUGGGCAUAUCAAGGCACUUCACAAGUGAAAUUGGGGAUUGCUUAGACUAUAUUUACAGGCACUGGACUCCAGAGGGGUUAGCUCAUACAAAGAACUGUCCGGUAAAGGAUAUCGAUGACACGGCCAUGGGUUUCCGUCUCCUCCGACUUCAUGGCUACCAUGUCGACCCAUGCGUGUUGAAGCACUUCGAGAAGGACGGCAAGUUCUUCUGCUUGCACGGGGAGUCGAACCCAUCUUCCGUCACCCCCAUGUACAACACUUAUCGGGCCGCCCAGGUCACAUUUCCUAGCGAUGACGACGUCCUUCGGCGGGCUGCAGUAUUUUGCCGCGCAUUCCUCCAAGAGAGGAGAGGCUCAAACAAAAUGAAGGACAAGUGGGCCAUUGCCAAGGACAUCCCAGGCGAGGUCGAGUAUGCCAUGGACUUCCCAUGGAAAGCAAGUUUGCCACGAAUUGAAACGAGGAUGUACUUGGAUCAAUAUGGAGGCAGUGGCGAUGUGUGGAUUGGGAAGGUCCUCCACAGGAUGACUCUCUUCUGCAAUGACCUGUACCUCAAGACAGCCAAAGCUGACUUCAGUAAUUUCCAAAGAGACUGCCGAGUUGAGUGGAAUGGCCUUAGAAAGUGGUAUUUCAGGAAUAAUCUUGAGAAGUAUGGUGGGACUCCAAAGAGUGCACUGACAGCUUACUUCUUAGCUUCAGCGAACAUCUUCGAGCCAAACCGAGCAGCGGAACGUCUUGGAUGGGCUCACACAACGGUGCUUGCCGAGGCCGUCUCCUCACACUUCCGGAGAAUUGGGGGACCAAAGAAUUCAACCGAGAAUCUUGAAGAGCUUAUCGACCUUGUUCCGUUUGACGAUGCUUCUGGCAGUCUUCGUGAAGCUUGGAAGCAGUGGCUCAUGGCAUGGACUGCAAAAGGGAGCCACGGGUCAAUUGAAGGGGAUACAGCACUAUUGUUGGUUCGCACGAUCGAGAUUUUCUCAGGAAGGCAUGUUUCGACCGAGCAAAAACUGAACCUUUGGGAGUAUUCCCAGCUCGAGCAGCUCACCUCUUCCAUCUGCUGCAAACUUUCCAGGAGGGUUCUUGCUCAGAAUGGGGAAAGUAUGGAGAACAUUGAGGACUUAGACCAGCAAGUGGGCUUGGAGAUGCAAGAACUGGCUCGGCGUGUUCUUGAGGGCUGCAGCGCUAUCAACAGAGUGACCAGGGAGACAUUUCUCCAUGUGGUGAAGAGCUUCUGCUACGUCGCCUAUUGCUCUCCUGAAACAAUUGAUAGCCACAUCGACAAGGUCAUAUUCCAAGAUGUCAUUUAGGAACAAACCCCAUUAUGUCCCGUUUAAGUUCAUGUUAAUGAGUACGCAAAAUAUGUACUGCAUUCCUAAGAAAUAAUUGUACACUGUGUGGGCUGUGUGUGCCUUCGUGUGCAGAGGCCGGGAGAUUUGUACUCUUUCACGAUCAGUAUCAUAUUGAUGCGAUGGCUUUGAGCAACAAAA